AUGUCGGGCUACGCAGGCGGAGGCCACUACGACGAUGGCUAUGCCAACCAGCAAGGACAGGCACAUGGCCAAGCUCAUGGUGACUCCUACUAUCAGGACGAACAUGCCCAGGGUUAUUAUGAUAACCAAGGAUACGGCGAUGGGGGAUACUAUGACCAAGGUCAUGGCUACUACGGAGCAGACGGUCACGGUGCUGAUGCAGGCCAUGCGGAUGGUGGACAGCACGCAGACGCAGGCCAUGGAUACGCCGAUGGAGGAUAUUACGAGGCUGGACACCAGGACCAGUACUACGGUGGCGCGGCCGGCGGUGCUGGGGGUGCGGCCGGCGACCAGUAUUACGACCAGGGACAAGGGGAAUAUGGCCGAGGCCGUCGUGGCCAUGAUUCUGAGGAGGACUCCGAGACCUUCAGCGAUUUCACAAUGAGGUCCGAGACUGCACGUGCUGCGGACAUGGACUACUAUGGUCGUGGAGACGAACGAUACAACAGCUACUCGGACAGCCAGUACGGCGGUCGUGGUGGAUACCGUCCUCCGUCCUCCCAGAUCUCUUACGGAGCCAACCGAUCAUCUGGUGCGUCGACUCCUGUCUACGGCAUGGAUUACGGCAACGCCCUUCCCGCUGGCCAGCGCUCGCGUGAGCCUUACCCAGCUUGGACCUCGGACGCCCAAAUCCCCCUCUCGAAGGAAGAGCUGGAAGAUAUCUUCCUCGACCUGGUGAACAAGUUUGGCUUCCAGCGAGACAGCAUGCGAAACAUGUAUGACCACAUGAUGACUAUGCUGGACUCUCGUGCCUCACGCAUGACGCCCAAUCAGGCACUCCUCUCGAUUCAUGCCGACUAUAUUGGCGGACACAACGCCAAUUACCGCCGGUGGUAUUUCGCCGCCCAUCUCGAUCUAGAUGAUGCCGUUGGUUUUGCCAACAUGAAGCUCGGUAAAGCGGAUCGCAAGACGCGGAAAGCCCGUCGGGCUGCAGCCAAGGCCGCCAAGCAGAACCCCGAGAACGAAGAAGAGACGCUCGAGGCUUUGGAAGGAGAUAACAGUUUGGAAGCCGCAGAAUACCGUUGGAAGUCUCGCAUGAACCGCAUGUCCCAACACGAUCGGGCUCGUCAGAUUGCCCUUUAUCUUCUGAUCUGGGGUGAAGCCAACCAGGUUCGAUUCCUGCCGGAAUGCAUCUGUUUCAUCUUCAAGUGUGCCGAUGAUUACUACACUUCGCCGGAAUGUCAAGCCCGUGUUGAACCAGUGGAGGAACUCACAUACCUGAAUGAGAUUAUCACUCCUUUGUACCACUACUGUCGCGAUCAGGGUUAUGAAAUCAUGGACGGCAAGUACGUUCGUCGUGAGCAUGAUCACAACAAAAUCAUUGGUUAUGACGAUAUGAACCAGCUGUUCUGGUACCCGGAGGGCAUCGAGCGCAUCGGUUUUGAGGACAAGACUCGCCUGGUCGAUGUUCCCAUCGGUGAAAGAUGGCCCAAGCUGAAGGACGUGGUCUGGAACAAGGCUUUCUUCAAGACUUACAAGGAAACUCGCUCCUGGUUCCACAUGAUUACGAACUUCAACCGUAUCUGGGUUAUCCACCUGGGCUCCUUCUGGUUUUUCACUGCUUACAACGCUCCGACCUUGUAUACUAUCAACUACCAGCAGCAAGUCGACAACAAACCCAGCACGCCUAAAUAUCUCGCCGCCGUCGGUUUCGGUGGUGCUCUCGUUUCCUUCAUCCAGAUUCUAGCUACCAUUUGUGAAUGGAUGUACGUUCCCCGCCGCUGGGCCGGAGCGCAGCACCUACGAAAGCGUUUCAUGUUCCUCAUUGUCGUCUUCAUCAUUAACCUGGCCCCUGGUAUCGUGAUCUUCAGCAUCUUACCGGGGCUGAAUAUGACAAAGUCGGCCGAAAACGGCAUUGGCCUUGCUCUUGGUAUUGUUCAUUUCGUGCUUGCAGUUCUUACGGCUGCUUUCUUCGCAAUCCAGCCAUUGGGUGCGCUAUUCGGCAACUACAUGAAGAAAGGCGGACGGCAAUAUGUUGCUAGCCAGACCUUUACCGCCAGCUUCCCUCGUCUCGCGGGUAACGACAUGUGGAUGUCAUAUGGCUUAUGGGUCUGUGUCUUUGGUGCUAAGUUGGCGGAAUCCUACUUCUUCUUGACCCUUUCUUUCAAGGAUCCCAUCCGAAUCCUGUCUCCAAUGCAGAUUCAUCAGUGCACUGGCGCCAAAUACAUUGGCAACACGCUUUGUCACCGACAGCCUCAGAUUCUGCUCGGCCUGAUGGCUUUCAUGGAUCUGACACUCUUCUUCCUGGAUAGUUAUCUGUGGUACAUUAUUUGCAACACAAUUUUCUCUGUGGCGCGGUCAUUCUACUUGGGUGUGUCGAUUUGGUCUCCGUGGAGAAACAUCUUUUCCCGGCUUCCGAAGCGUAUCUACUCUAAGGUGCUCGCCACUACCGACAUGGAGAUCAAGUACAAGCCGAAGGUUUUGAUCUCUCAGGUCUGGAAUGCUAUUAUCAUCUCCAUGUACCGCGAGCAUCUUCUGGCCAUCGAUCAUGUACAAAAGCUGUUAUACCACCAGGUCCCUUCCGAGCAGGAGGGCAAGCGCACCCUUCGUGCCCCGACCUUCUUCGUGUCUCAGGAAGAUCAAUCCUUCAAGACCGAGUUCUUCCCCCAGGGAAGUGAGGCGGAGCGCCGUAUCUCGUUCUUCGCACAAUCGCUAUCCACCCCUAUGCCUGAGCCUCUCCCUGUCGAUAACAUGCCGACUUUCACCGUCCUGAUCCCUCACUACAGUGAAAAGAUCCUCCUCUCGCUCCGUGAGAUCAUUCGUGAAGAUGAGCCUUACUCCCGUGUCACCUUGCUCGAAUACCUGAAGCAACUUCACCCUCACGAGUGGGAUUGCUUCGUCAAGGACACCAAGAUUCUAGCCGAUGAGACGUCGCAAUUCAAUGGUGAUUAUGAGAAGCCUGAGAAGGACGCUGCGAAGAGCAAGGUUGAUGACCUUCCCUUCUACUGCAUCGGUUUCAAGUCUGCCGCUCCCGAAUAUACCCUCCGCACACGAAUCUGGGCUUCGCUUCGUUCCCAGACCUUGUACAGGACUGUGUCUGGUUUCAUGAACUACAGCCGUGCUAUCAAGUUGCUCUACCGUGUUGAGAACCCCGAGGUUGUCCAAAUGUUUGGAGGCAAUUCUGAAAAACUCGAGCGCGAGCUCGAGCGUAUGGCGCGCCGCAAGUUCCGUAUCUGUGUCUCCAUGCAGCGCUACGCCAAGUUCAGCAAGGAUGAACGUGAGAACACCGAAUUCUUGCUCCGCGCUUACCCUGACCUGCAGAUCGCAUAUCUGGACGAGGAGCCCCCUGUCGCCGAAGGCGAGGAACCCCGUCUGUACUCAGCCUUGAUCGACGGCCACUGUGAACUUCUCGAGAACAACAUGCGCAAACCCAAGUUCAGAAUUCAGCUUUCUGGAAACCCCAUUCUUGGAGACGGAAAGUCCGACAACCAGAACCAUGCCAUUAUCUUCUACCGCGGUGAAUACAUCCAGCUCAUUGACGCCAACCAAGAUAAUUACCUUGAAGAAUGUCUGAAGAUUCGCAGUGUGCUGGCUGAGUUUGAGGAAUUGACCACUGACAAUGUUUCUCCGUACACUCCUGGAAUUGCUUCGCCUGAGAACGACCCCGUUGCCAUUCUGGGAGCCCGUGAAUACAUUUUCUCCGAAAGCGUCGGUGUUCUCGGUGAUGUUGCUGCCUCUAAGGAACAGACGUUCGGUACCCUCUUCGCUCGUACACUUGCCCAAAUCGGUGGUAAGCUGCACUAUGGUCACCCUGAUUUCCUGAACGGCACCUUCAUGACCACCCGUGGCGGUGUUUCCAAAGCCCAGAAAGGAUUGCACCUGAACGAGGAUAUUUACGCUGGUAUGAAUGCCGUCCUGCGUGGAGGUCGCAUUAAGCAUUGUGAAUACUACCAGUGCGGUAAGGGUCGUGAUCUCGGGUUUGGGUCUAUUCUCAACUUCACGACCAAGAUUGGUACUGGUAUGGGUGAACAGAUGCUGUCCCGAGAGUACUACUAUCUCGGCACCCAGCUGCCCCUCGAUCGCUUCCUCUCAUUCUACUAUGCCCACCCUGGUUUCCAUCUGAACAACAUGUUCAUUAUGCUUUCUGUGCAGAUGUUUAUGUUUGUCCUGAUUAAUCUCGGUGCCUUGAAGCAUGAAACCAUCAUGUGCCGUUACAACUCUGACCUACCCAUCACCGACCCUCUUGUGCCUACUCUUUGCGCUAACUUGAUCCCCAUUCUGAACUGGGUGAAUCGCUGUGUUAUCUCUAUUUUCAUCGUGUUCUUCAUCUCAUUCGUGCCUCUUGCCGUCCAAGAGUUGACAGAGAGGGGAGUUUGGCGUAUGGCUACUCGUCUCGCCAAGCACUUCGGCUCAUUCUCGUUCAUGUUCGAGGUGUUCGUCUGUCAGAUCUACGCCAAUGCCGUGCACCAGAACUUGUCUUUCGGCGGUGCACGAUACAUUGGUACGGGUCGUGGUUUCGCAACAGCCCGGAUCCCCUUCGGUGUCCUCUACUCGCGAUUUGCUGGCCCCUCAAUUUACUUGGGUGCUCGCCUCCUGCUGAUGUUGUUGUUCAGUACCACAACAGUCUGGACCCCUGCUCUGAUCUGGUUCUGGGUUUCUCUGCUCGCCCUCUGCAUCUCACCCUUCCUGUUCAACCCACACCAAUUUGCCUGGAACGACUUCUUCAUUGAUUACCGCGACUACAUCCGCUGGCUUUCUCGCGGCAACUCCCGAUCCCAUGCUUCCUCCUGGAUCGGCUUCUGUCGUCUGUCGCGUACUCGCAUCACUGGUUACAAGCGCAAAGUUCUUGGUGUUCCAUCAGAGAAAGGCUCCGGUGACAUUCCCAGAGCACGCAUCACCAACAUCUUCUUCAGCGAAAUCAUCGCACCUCUGCUCGGCGUUGGUGCAACACUGAUCCCGUACCUCUACAUUAACUCCCGAACAAUGUACUCAGAUGAUAUCAAGUGGGCUGCGAAUCCUAUCCUCCGUGUUGCGAUUGUUGGAUUCGCUCCCGUCGGCGUCAAUGCCGGUGUUGCAGGAAUGUUCUUCGGAAUGGCCUGCUGUAUGGGCCCAGUGUUUGGCAUGUGCUGCAAGAAGUUUGGUGCUGUUCUCGCAGCUAUCGCCCAUGCUAUUGCCGUGAUUGUCUUCCUGCUGCUAUUCCUGGCCAUGUUUUUCCUUGAAUCCCUCAACUGGCCCCGAACCAUCUCUGGAAUGAUCGCUGCGAUGGCUCUCCAGCGCUUUAUCUACAAGAUCAUCAUUUCUCUCGCAUUGACUCGUGAAUUCAAGAACGAUCAGUCCAACAUUGCAUGGUGGACUGGAAAAUGGUACAACAUGGGUUGGCACUCCCUCUCUCAGCCCGGACGUGAAUUCCUGUGCAAGAUCACCGAACUGGGUUACUUCGCCAACGACUUCUUCCUGGGUCAUAUUCUCCUGUUUGCCAUGCUCCCGGCCCUCGCCAUUCCUUAUGUGGACACCUUCCAUUCGGUCAUCCUGUUUUGGCUGCGCCCCAGCUCUCAAAUUCGCCCUCCUAUCUAUUCUCUCAAGCAGUCCAAGCUUCGCAAGAGACGCGUUGUCCGCUUCGCCAUUCUCUACUUUGUCAUGCUCCUCAUCUUCAUUGUCAUUAUCGCUGCGCCUGUCGUCCUGCGCAACACGGGGCAAUUGGAUAGCAUUUUGUCAGGCGGCAUCUGGGACAGUCUUGGAGUCUCCAAACCAGAUGCAAUUGGCUUACUCCAGCCACUUGAUCACGGACUCAAUGACACUGUCUCCUGGUACACUGGCUCUAACAUUCCCAAGGGCUACUCUUCAGGCAGUAUCCCGGCACCCUCAGAGGGCACCGGUAAGUGGUCCAUCUAA
Penicillium coprophilum is the source of this 5871-nucleotide messenger RNA. RefSeq names its product Glycosyl transferase family 48. Gene Ontology annotation, biological process: (1->3)-beta-D-glucan biosynthetic process; fungal-type cell wall polysaccharide biosynthetic process. Gene Ontology annotation, molecular function: 1,3-beta-D-glucan synthase activity. The transcript is spliced from 3 exons. Bases 1 to 5871 code for a protein of 1956 amino acids. The record is from RefSeq and is a predicted model, not a curated record. Gene Ontology annotation, cellular component: 1,3-beta-D-glucan synthase complex; plasma membrane. Lineage: Eukaryota; Fungi; Ascomycota; Eurotiomycetes; Eurotiales; Aspergillaceae.